GUUUGUUUUUAGCUUUAGCAAUAUGUCAUUUCGCACCCUGUCAAAAUUUCUGUGUUAAAUUAUAGUUGCGGCACAGUCUGUAAACUAUAUGAAGUCCUCCCAUCGUUUGGCUUUUAUGAAAACUAUGACGUUUAUGCUAGUUUUACUUUCUGCCGGUCCAGACGAUGAAAAAUGACCAAACUAGGUCGUAUGUGAGGGUCAAACAUUCCAUCAGAGACACAUUUUUGGACUGGACAGCGUUGUGUGGCAGAAAUGACAGCGAUGGAGUGCAUUGUGUCUGCACCAGGAAAGGCGAUCCUCCACGGGGAACAUGCAGUUGUUCACGGAAAGGUGGCCCUUGCAGUGGCUUUAAAUCUGAGAACAUACCUCCGGUUGAAAUCCACCUCUACUGGUAAAGUUUGCAUCAACCUCCCAAAUAUAGAUACAUUCCAAUGCUGGGACCUGUCUGAACUGAAGCAGCUUCUUCCUGAUAACUUUGGUAAUAGGGAGGCGGACAAACGUCUGGAUCCUGAACUUAUGAAGAGACUGCAUGAAUUUGGCUCCAGAAACAGUGGAAACCUGGAUGGUUGCAACGUGGCUGUUUUAUCUUUUCUCUGUAUCUACCUGGGCCUGUUUGGAUCAAGAGAGUUGCCCAGUCUGACUGUAUCUGUUUGGUCUGAGCUGCCAACUGGAGCAGGACUCGGGUCAAGUGCUGCAUACAAUGUAUGUGUUGCUGCAGCCCUGCUCUGUGCAAGAGGAACUAUUCCUUCUCCUCUCAAAGACUGGAAUCACACUGUAAGGUGGUGCCAGGAGGAUAUGGAGUUGAUCAACAGCUGGGCUUUCCAAGGUGAGAUGAUUAUCCAUGGCAAUCCUUCAGGUGUAGACAACGCUGUUGGGACGUGGGGUGGCAUGCUGAGGUUCUUGGAUGGGAAGAUAAUACCACUAAGCCAGGUGCCACUGCUAAGAAUCCUUCUCACUAACACCAAAGUACCACGAAGCACCAAGGUACUUGUUGCCAAGGUGAAGGACAAAAUUAACAAGUUUCCCUCUAUCAUGUGGCCUGUGCUUGAUUCGGUUGAUGCCAUAUCUGGUACUUGUGAGAAAGUCCUCUCAGAGAUGACCUGCAAGCCUAUAACAGGAGAGCAUUACAAUAUUCUGGAGGAGCUCAUUGACAUUAAUCAGCACCAUCUGAUAGUGAUGGGUGUGGGACACCCAGCUCUGGACACAGUGUGCCGGAUCACACUAGCAAGAGGGCUUCACAGCAAGCUAACAGGUGCAGGUGGAGGGGGGUGUGCCAUCACCCUGGUGAGACCAGAAACAGAUGGCUCGGUUCUCCAGAGCAUGGUACAAGACUUGAAAGACUGCGGCUUUGACUGCUGGGAAACAAGUAUUGGUGGUCCAGGUGUUCAGCAGCACGCUCUUCUCUCUGUUAAGGAGGAAGUUCUGGAAAUUUUAAACCGUUACUGACAUCAACCUGUGAGUGUUGCCUCAAGAUCUUGGAACUGAAUGCUGAGUGUGUUGGCUACAGACGUUUUUCCAAUUCAGCUGAUGUAAACAUCUGCAUUUUUCCACUGAAUUACUAGUUUUUCUUUAUUACAGUUGGAAAGCACAAAAUCGGUGCUGCUACUGGAUGAAAUUUCUCAUUUCAAACAUUUGCUUGUCCUUCGGGUACAGUUUUGUUGCGUUUUCUGUAUUGAGCUUUUUGUCCAGUAGAUGGCAUCAAAAUUUCAAAAAUUGUUUUGUGGAAUGGGGUGAUUUGAUGUAAAGUGCUUCUGAUAAUUUGAUUCAUGUGGAAGUUAAGCAUUGCCAGAAUUAAUUUGCAGCACCAUCUAAAUGUAUAAAAGCAGCAGAGCUGACCCAUCUUAAUGAUUUAUAUGAUUAUCAGUCAUUAAUCUUUUCUGGUGAUGAAAAAUACCUUCUUUUUUUCAGUGUUUGAGGUGUACGCUGACGGCCCAUUAUAAUGUAAAAUCAUCAAAGUAAAAUGUAAUGUAUGCUUCUCAUUGUAUGAUAUAACAGCUUUAAAAAAAUGUGCUCCACUUUUCUUAUAACACAGAUCAUGUGCUUAAAAAUGAAAGCAGUUUUAGUAGUUUUAAUUCAGAAUAUUCAAAUGAUACCUAAGUGUCUGCUAAUGGUUUGUGAAUAAAUGUGCCUCUGCAUCUGUUGGGGUUUAUUUCAGCGUU
Messenger RNA from Thalassophryne amazonica, 2159 nucleotides. It is a transcript of the gene mvk, whose product is annotated as mevalonate kinase. Gene Ontology annotation, molecular function: ATP binding; mevalonate kinase activity. The transcript is spliced from 10 exons. Gene Ontology annotation, cellular component: cytoplasm. NCBI's taxonomy places the organism in Eukaryota, Metazoa, Chordata, Actinopteri, Batrachoidiformes, Batrachoididae. Gene Ontology annotation, biological process: isoprenoid biosynthetic process; cholesterol biosynthetic process. The coding region runs from base 253 to 1446 and encodes 397 amino acids. The record is from RefSeq and is a predicted model, not a curated record.